GUCAUGGUCGAGGGAGCAGGAGCUCACCAGUUUGCAGCUAGGUUUCGUAGUUAGACUGUUGGCUGGAAACAUUAAUCGCUCUGGAUCAGUGGCCCUUUAAAUAGACAAAUUAUCACUGGAAAUAGCUUUUCCUUUAACUACCCAGUAAAGUGAUAUUGUGAGCCAUUACCAUACAAGAUGCAGACAACAUGUUUCAUUCAAAGUAAAUGCCUGAUGUCCUUGACAAGGAUUUAGGGCCACAGCCAGGCAGGUCACAGGUGGAGCAGCAUUGUUAUCUUCAAAGUUGGAACAAUUUGAACAGAUUUUAUCAAUAGUAGUUUAAAUAUGGCAGUGAUAGCACGUCGAUGACACUGUAUGUGGUGUAAUACUUGCUGAGGCUAGGCUACAUCCAUGUGUAGAUGCAAGUGGGAAGAGUAGUGUGAGGUUAACACAUCAACGUCUGUCUCGGCAAGAAGCAAGAAGGAUGUUUCUUCAGAGCUUUGAGAAACCUGUUGACUGGAUAUCCACAAAUAUAUGUCUACCAACAAGACUGUCUAUUUUGGGCCAAAGGAUUCAUUUGAAUAGACAUUGUGCAAUGGCAUCUACAAUGGUAGGGCUGAUGUUUGGAGUGUUUGCCUCCUACCAAGCGAUAAUCCUGACCCUUGGGGAGCAAAUAGGAAACAGCGAAUAUUCCCUGGGAACAGGCCCCUACAGUCAAACUGAGUUCGGCAUGGAUGUGAACAGCUCCAGGAAUGUAUAUGCUGUUAUAUUUGAUGCUGGGAGCACAGGCUCCAGAAUGCAUGUAUAUCACUUCAGGAAAAAACAGGAGUGGAAUGUAGAGUUGGUGCAUGAGACAUUUCAACAAGUGAAACCCGGCCUAUCCAAUUACAGUGCUGAUCCUCACAAGGGUGCAGAGAGCCUGCACAAUAUGCUGGAGUCUGCCAUAGUAGAGGUGCCAGCUAAACUCCAGUCACAAACUCCCAUCGUCCUCAAAGCCACAGCAGGACUCAGACUACUGCCUAAUGGAGUGGCAGACCAUUUGUUAAAUGAGGUGUCAGAUCUGUUCAGGAGGACCAUGUUCCACCAAGUUGAGCAUGGUGUUGAAAUUCUGGGUGGCUCAGAGGAAGGUAUAUUCAGCUGGGUUACAGUGAAUUAUUUGGAAGGUGCAUUUCACAAAAAUGGAGAGAUGGUUGCAGCCCUAGAUUUAGGGGGUGGUUCUACACAGAUCACAUUUGUGCCAAAAGAUAAGGAGACAGUUGAAAGUGCACCAGACAGCUACAUUACAAGAACUAAUCUAUUCAGCAGAAACUAUACAUUAUAUACACACAGUUACCUUGGGCUGGGCUUGAUGUCUGCCAGAUUCCGGGUACUGGGAGGGACAGAGGAUGAAGAUGAUGGAGCUUCAUCAUCAUCAGAAACCCUACGCAGUGCCUGUCUGCCUCCAGACCACCAGUUUAGCUGGGUGCAUCAUGGCGGCAGAAAGUUUAAUGUCAGGGGGCUGGGGGCUGAGGCUACUCCCACGCUGCAGUCAACCACUACUCCCAGUGCCACAGUGGAUUCUAAUCUUAUAGAUGAAGUCAACGGAGGCUCAGUUCUUCUUAAAGAUUUCCAGGAAGCUGCUACACAAGCCUGUGGUAAUCCUGACAAAGAUGACCCAUUUCUUUGUAUGGACCUGACUUACAUAUAUUCCCUCCUGAAGGAUGGCUAUGGCCUUGAUCUCAAAUCUGGUAUUCAUGUAUUAAAACAGAUACAGAAAAUCGAAGUGAGUUGGACACUUGGUGCUGCUUUUCAAGUGUUGACCUCCCUGGGACAUCUGUGAUGAAACCAACACCACGUCUUUCAGCUCAACAUACACCUGAUCACAUUCACACAGCAGUGAUACAACGUACACACAGCAGUGAUACAACGUACACCAAGCAUAAUAGACAGGAGUGAUAGAGGCUUCUAUUUGAUACUGCAAUACCGAUGAUAACAAUGAUUUAUAGUUCAAGCUGAGAAUCAGAGAAGUGAGUGUUAUCUUCGAAAUGCAGCAAAUUCAUCAUGCACGAUUUUCCCAUUGCUAGGAUUAUUUGAUAGCGGAGUUAAAUUUAUUGAUUAACAUGUUCAUGAAAUUUAUGGGUGUUCAUAAAACAACUCUCCUCAAUAAAGCCAUGAUUCCAACAAACAUGAUGGGUUUGACACUGAAAUGUCACUUUGGACAGGUAUGCCUCAAAUUCAUGUGAAAUGUUUCAUCACAACAUGUAAAUGUAUCACUGCAGAAUCAGGAACAAUUAACAUAACAAUUUUCCUAAUUCCUUAAGUCAAUAUAUAAUGAAACAGAGCUUAGUCGUAACAAUUAGCUAACAUAAUCAAAAUCAGUCAUGAAUUGCCUGUUUCUAAAUAAUCCUAAACAUUCAUCAGUAGCAGAAAUAUAAGAAAUAUUCUGUUGCAUUGACUUUCAGUCAUUAAGAGCUGUUUAUGGAAAAUAUACUCCCUGUACAUAGCUGUUGUUGACAAGGAAUCAGAACAUUCAUGGGAGUUGAUAUAGAAAGAUA
Haliotis rubra (blacklip abalone) is the source of this 2513-nucleotide messenger RNA. Its product is annotated as ectonucleoside triphosphate diphosphohydrolase 5-like. Gene Ontology annotation, cellular component: membrane. Gene Ontology annotation, biological process: nucleoside diphosphate catabolic process. The coding region runs from base 464 to 1798 and encodes 444 amino acids. The record is from RefSeq and is a predicted model, not a curated record. Gene Ontology annotation, molecular function: UDP phosphatase activity; GDP phosphatase activity. NCBI's taxonomy places the organism in Eukaryota, Metazoa, Mollusca, Gastropoda, Lepetellida, Haliotidae. The transcript has 15 exons.